CGGUGGCGGCGGCGGAGAGGGGACUGAGGGGCUGGUCAUGGCUGCGAACCUGAGCCGGAACGGGCCGGCGCUGCAGGAAGCCUACGUGCGGGUGGUCACCGAGAAGUCCCCGACUGACUGGGCUCUCUUUACCUAUGAGGGUAACAGCAAUGACAUCCGUGUGGCCGGCACUGGGGAGGGGGGCCUGGAGGAGAUGGUGGAGGAGCUCAACAGCGGGAAGGUGAUGUACGCCUUCUGCAGGGUGAAGGACCCCAACUCCGGCCUGCCCAAGUUUGUCCUCAUCAACUGGACGGGCGAGGGUGUGAACGAUGUGCGGAAGGGAGCGUGCGCCAACCACGUCAGCACCAUGGCCGGCUUUCUGAAGGGGGCCCAUGUGACCAUCAACGCGCGGGCCGAGGAGGACGUGGAGCCCGAGUGCAUCAUGCAGAAGGUGGCCAGAGCCUCGGGUGCCAACUAUGCCUUCCACAAGGAGAGCAGCCGUUUCCAGGACACGGGCCCCCAGGCCCCAGUGGGCUCUGUGUACCAGAAGACCAACGCCAUAUCUGAGAUCAAAAGGGUUGGCAAAGACAGCUUCUGGGCCAAAGCAGAGAAGGAGGAGGAGAACCGUAGGCUGGAGGAGAAGCGGCGGGCGGAGGAGGAGCGGCAGCGGCUGGAGGAGGAGCGCCGGGAGCGGGAGCUGCGGGAGGCCGCCCGCCGCGAGCAGCGCUAUCGGGAGGAGCUGGGUGGUGAGGCUGGACCCCAGAGGAAGAGUGAGCCGCAGGAAGUGCUUUCAAGGAGCAGAGAGGAGCAGGAGCCCAUCAGCCAGUCAGCACAUCCGCGUGAGAUUUUCAAGCAGAAGGAGAGGGCCGUGUCCACCACAUCCAUCUCUAGCCCCCAGCCGGGCAAGCUGAGGAGCCCCUUCCUGCAGAAACAGCUCACCCAGCCGGAGACCCAGCGCAGCACAGAGCCGACCCAGGCCUCCUUGAGGCCCAGGGCAGAUGUCUGUGAGGAGCCAGUGCCCAGCGCUCCACCGUGUCCAGUGCAGGCGGAAGAGGAGGCUGUGUACGAGGAGCCCCCAGAGCAAGAGACACUCUAUGAGGAGCCCCCAGAGCAAGAGACACUCUAUGAGGAGCCCCCGAUGGUGCAGCAGCAGGAUGCCAGCUCUGAGCCCGUGGACCACUACCCUGAGCUGAGCGGUAAAGGGCUCUGUGCCCGGGCCCUGUACGACUACCAGGCAGCUGACGACACGGAGAUCUCCUUCGACCCCGAGAAUCUCAUCACGGGCAUCGAGGUGAUCGACGAGGGCUGGUGGCGUGGCUACGGGCCAGACGGCCACUUUGGCAUGUUUCCUGCCAACUACGUGGAGCUCAUUGAGUGA
This is a messenger RNA of Odobenus rosmarus divergens (Pacific walrus), 1357 nucleotides long. RefSeq names its product drebrin-like (gene DBNL). The transcript is spliced from 13 exons. Lineage: Eukaryota; Metazoa; Chordata; Mammalia; Carnivora; Odobenidae. Gene Ontology annotation, cellular component: postsynaptic membrane; site of polarized growth; plasma membrane. The record is from RefSeq and is a predicted model, not a curated record. Gene Ontology annotation, biological process: regulation of actin filament polymerization; neuron projection morphogenesis; postsynaptic actin cytoskeleton organization. Gene Ontology annotation, molecular function: actin filament binding. Bases 38 to 1357 code for a protein of 439 amino acids.